GAGUAGAAGAAGAAGAAGAAGAAGGGGUGAACACUUAAUCAGAGAAUAUGGGAACGAGGCAAUGGCCUCGACUGAUCCAGGCAUUGGCAUUUUGCCUUAUUGCUAUCACUGUUUUUGCUGAUGAUUAUAAGCCUUACUAUGGCCAACCAUCGGACAACUACUAUCCACAAACACCACCAUCUUAUCAAGUAAAACCACCACCUUACUAUUACAAGCCACCACCACAUUAUCACAAAUCUCCACCUCCACCACCUCCUUAUGUCUACAAAUCCCCUCCAUAUCUCUACAAGUCCCCUCCACCACCAUCUCACUCACCUCCCCCACCAUAUGUCUAUAAGUCUCCACCACCUCCAUCCCCCUCUCCUCCUCCACCAUAUGUUUACAAGUCCCCUCCUCCUCCGUCUCCUUCACCACCUCCUCCAUAUGUCUACAGGUCUCCACCCCCACCCUCUCCCUCACCACCUCCACCUUAUGUUUACAAGUCUCCCCCACCACCAUCUCCAUCUCCUCCUCCACCAUAUGUCUACAAGUCCCCUCCACCUCCUUCUCCAUCCCCACCACCUCCAUAUGUUUAUAAAUCUCCUCCACCACCAUCACCCUCACCUCCUCCUCCAUAUGUCUACAAAUCCCCACCCCCACCAUCCCCAUCACCUCCUCCACCAUAUGUUUACAAGUCACCACCACCUACCUCUCCAUCACCACCUCCACCAUAUGUUUACAAGUCUCCUCCCCCACCAUCUCCUUCUCCUCCUCCACCAUAUGUUUACAAGUCCCCACCUCCUCCAUCCCCUUCACCACCUCCUCCAUAUGUUUAUAAGUCACCACCACCACCAUCUCCUUCCCCUCCUCCACCAUAUGUUUACAAGUCCCCACCUCCCCCAUCUCCUUCACCGCCACCUCCCUACGUUUACAAGUCUCCACCACCACCGUCUCCAUCUCCUCCCCCACCAUAUGUAUACAAAUCUCCACCCCCUCCAUCACCUUCUCCUCCCCCUCCCUAUGUCUACAAAUCUCCUCCUCCUCCAUCUCCCUCACCACCACCUCCAUAUAUUUAUAAGUCACCUCCCCCACCAUCACCUUCACCACCUCCUCCAUAUUACUACAAAUCUCCACCUCCACCAUCCCCUUCACCCCCUCCACCCUAUGUCUACAAGUCACCACCACCUCCAUCCCCUUCGCCACCUCCUCCAUAUGUCUACAAGUCUCCACCCCCACCAUCUCCUUCACCUCCUCCUCCAUAUUACUACAAAUCUCCACCCCCACCGUCUCCCUCGCCUCCUCCACCCUAUAUCUAUAAGUCACCACCACCUCCUUCACCUUCACCACCUCCUCCUUACGUGUAUAAGUCUCCACCACCACCUUCUCCAUCGCCUCCUCCACCAUAUUACUACAAGUCGCCUCCUCCACCAUCACCUUCACCACCUCCUCUAUAUUACUACAAGUCUCCACCUCCACCAUCACAUUCACCUCCUCCACCAUAUCACUCUUACCUCUAUAACUCACCCCCACCUCCCGUAUAUUAAGUUUGCGGCUACAACAAUUUGAUUUUUUUUUCCAAUAAAAUCAUGUUCAACAUUGUUGUGGUUAAUUUGUAAUUAAGAAUUUGUUUAUAAUAAGGUCUACACUGAAGUAAGCCUUAUUUUGUGGCAUUGUGUUAUCCCUCAUUCAUUAAUAGUAGGGACUAAAGUGAGGGUCUUAUUUUGGCUGUAGUGUAGCCCAUGUGUUUGUAUUGGUUUUAAUUCAUAAGUGUGUAUUAAUUUCUUUUUCGAAUUA
Messenger RNA from Cajanus cajan (pigeon pea), 1773 nucleotides. RefSeq lists its product as uncharacterized. Lineage: Eukaryota; Viridiplantae; Streptophyta; Magnoliopsida; Fabales; Fabaceae. The record is from RefSeq and is a predicted model, not a curated record.